This is a messenger RNA of Telopea speciosissima, 3723 nucleotides long. Its product is annotated as E3 ubiquitin ligase PARAQUAT TOLERANCE 3-like. Gene Ontology annotation, biological process: protein ubiquitination; mRNA processing; ubiquitin-dependent protein catabolic process. Gene Ontology annotation, cellular component: nucleus. The transcript is spliced from 15 exons. Bases 899 to 3622 code for a protein of 907 amino acids. The record is from RefSeq and is a predicted model, not a curated record. Gene Ontology annotation, molecular function: ubiquitin protein ligase activity; zinc ion binding. NCBI's taxonomy places the organism in Eukaryota, Viridiplantae, Streptophyta, Magnoliopsida, Proteales, Proteaceae.
UUCGAGGCCUCAACGCUUACAACGCAACCCUCGGCGCUCCGCGUCGUCGUCCCGCUCUGAUCUGCACAUCUCUGUGGAGCCCUAAUUCUCCUUCAUCUUAUCUUCACUCGUUUCAAGGCUUCAAGCCUUGCGUAUCCAACUGAUUUUUCUGUAAUCAGUUAAUUCAUUAAUGCAAGAUUUGGAUUCUGAUCCUUGAAUCGCCGUUUUUCUUCGGUGGACUCGUUCGCUUCUCGCGAUCGUGGAAAUUAGUCCGUGGUUUGUGCUGCAGACCUUGGAUCUGUUCUUGAGGUGAAUUGUUUAGCCGAGAUCGGUUCGAGAAUUCCAGCGGCCGUGGUGAUCUUUUGGGUUUCGAUAUCGUAACCGUCGGAUUUUUCUUCUUCGGCCUUCUUUUAACUGUAGAGGAUCGAUUUGUAUUCGUUUUGUUGCAAUCUCAUCGAAAGCGUCAAAUUUCGCAACGCUAGGUGGAGUUCCUGUAUCGUAAAGCUACGAGUUUCUCAUCAGAGGCUUCGUUCGUUUGGUAUUCGUCAUUCGGAAAUUUCUCUUGUAGAUCGUUGCAAGAAAGAUUUGCCUUUUAAGCAGCUUAUAAAUCAAAUUUGGAGAAAUCUUUCGUGUUUCUUCUAGCAGUUGGAGGUUGCUUCUGCUUUGAAGAGAUCCUCAAUUCCUCAUGCGCCCAUAGGUUUAUUGUCAACAGAAGACGUCCGAGGGAAAAGAAAGAUAUAAUUUCUUGUAUUCAUAAUCUUUUCAUUUUCAAUUUUUUGAAGUUUAAUACCAGGUCUUAAUUUUUUUUUUUUGGGGGUUGCUUUUUACGGCCUCUUAAUUUUCUGCCGAUCAUCGGCAUUUUGUUCUCUCUUAUCUCUUACGUUUAGAAGAGCAGAGGGAGGAAAAAAAAAAAGAAAUUAUGGCUGUAUACUAUAAGUUUAAAAGUGCAAAAGAUUACGACUCUAUUUCUAUUGACGGUCAUUUCAUAUCAGUUGCGAAUUUGAAAGAAAAAAUAUUUGAAUCCAAGCACUUGGGCAGGGGUACUGACUUUGACCUCAUGGUCUCCAACGCCCAGACUAAUGAAGAGUAUUGUGAUGAAGACACGCUGAUACCAAAAAAUACUUCUGUUUUAAUUCGUCGAGUUCCUGGACGUCCUCGAAUGCCCAUUGUUGCUGAACAAGACGAGUCUAAAGUAUUAGAGAAUAAGGUAGAGGAUGCUCAACCUGCAAAGAGCAGCUACCCAGUACCAGAUUCUUCUGUCACAAGAUUUCCUGAGGAGUCAGAAUGGGAUGAAUUUGGUAAUGAUUUGUAUGCCAUUCCGGAAGUGUUGCCAGUUCAGUCUAGUAAUCCAGUCCAGGAUGCUCCUCCUCCAAGUAAAGCUGAUGAGGAUAGCAAGAUUAGGGCUUUAAUUGAUACUCCUGCCUUGGAUUGGCAGCGGCAACCUCAAGAUGGCUUCGGCUCUGGCAGAGGUUUUGGAAGGGGUAUGGGAGGAAGAAUGAUGGGAGGCCGGGGUUUUGGUCGGGCGGGUGGGUUGGAGCGAGGGUUGGAGCGAAAGACACCUCCAGUAGGUUAUAUCUGCCACAGAUGCAAAGUGCCUGGGCAUUUCAUUCAGCAUUGUCCUACGAAUGGUGACCCAAAUUAUGACAUCAAAAGGGUGAAACCUCCGACCGGUAUUCCAAAAUCAAUGUUGAUGACCACCCCAGAUGGCUCAUAUGCCUUGCCAAGUGGUGCUGUUGCUGUUUUAAAACCAAAUGAAGCUGCUUUUGAGAAGGAAAUUGAAGGUUUACCUUCCACUCGGUCAGUGAGUGAACUUCCACCUGAACUUCGCUGUCCAUUGUGUAAGGAAGUAAUGAAAGAUGCUGUUCUGACAAGCAAGUGUUGUUUCAAGAGUUUUUGCGACAAAUGUAUCAGGGACCAUAUUAUCUCGAAGUCAAUUUGUGUUUGUGGGGCGACAAAUAUACUUGCAGAUGAUCUUCUGCCUAAUAAGACACUAAGGGAUACCAUCAAUCGCAUUCUUGAGUCGAAUAACAGCAGUGCAGAAAAUGCAGGGAGCAUGUUACAAAUACAAGAUAUGGAAUCUGCACGCUCUGCGCAACCCAAAGUACCAUCGCCAACUUUUUCUGCUACUUCAAAGGGAGAGCAUGUACAACCGCCAUCGAAAGAUGUCACUCCAGAUUUGAAGGAUACCACGAAUGAAAAAAAACCCACCAUGAGUGCUCCACAGCCAUCUGUGGAGAAAGUUAGAAUUGCAAAACCCAUGGAUUUUUCUGAAGCUACACGUGAGUCUGCAAGUGUGAAGGAAGCAACAUCACAAUGCAGUGCACCACUUCCCGAGGAAGAAGUGCAGCAGAAGCUGCAAGCUGGUGAGCUAGUUAGGAAAAAGAAGAAGAAGAAAGCCCGUUUGCCUUUAAAUGCUGCAGAUAUGCAGUGGAGAAGCUCUCAGGACAUUGCACCUGAAAACUAUAUGAUGCCUCUCGGUCCUUCAGCUUAUAACCCAUACUGGGCUGGCAUGCAGCUCGGGAUGGAUGGAUAUGCCGCUCCUUAUUCUGGUGCUAUACCCUAUAUGGGUUAUGCUCCUGGCCCCUUUGAUGUACCCUUUGGAGGAAUUGUACCUCAAGAUCCUUUUGUUGGAAACCAAGGAUUUGGAGGUCAAGGAUUUAUGUUACCUGUUGUACCACCCCAGAGGGAUCUCUCAGAGUUGGCUAUGGGCACAUAUCCUGUACCACCAGUCAUGAGCAGAGAGGAAUUUGAGGCUCGGAAGGCUGACCUGAGAAGAAAACGGGAAAUUGACCGACAACGUGAAAGCAGGGAACGUUCAAAGGAACUAGACGGUGGUAGGGAAGUUAGCAGCAGUGGUGGUGUUUCUUCAAUGAAAUCGAAACCUAGGCCUGUGUCGCAUGUGGGGAGCGCAGAUUACGCCCACCAUCAACGAAUUGAGAGUGAAAGGGCCUCGAGUCGGGAGCGGUUCUCACGUGAAUCCGAGUCAACUCGGCACGGGAAGAAGAGAGCGGAGCACCCGCCCCGCCACGACGAUGAUUACCAUGACCACCAUCACCGCCAUGAGCAGCAGCACCAUCACCGCCACCACAAGGACGAUGAUGACACUCGAACGGCAUCAGCCGUGGAGGCAGCACCCAAGGUUGGAGGAGCAGCAGCAGCAGCAGCAGCUGCAGCAGAGCGGAAGCUGAAGGGGAGCGUGUUUUCCCGUAUUAGCUUUCCCGAGGAAGGAGGCACUAAGAAGAGGAAGGUGUCGUCUUCUACGGAGGAGAGUAAGGAAGUUGUUGCAAACGGGUAUAAUGACUUGGAACCCUCUCCAUCGUCUCAUAACAGGCCAUCGUCUAAUGGGUACCGUGACGAGUGGAAGCCACCGGUGAAGGGUACAGCGGCGGUGUCAUCGAGUGCUGGGAGUACCGGAGCUGGAGUGGUUGGACGACGGAAGAGCAUGGUCGAUCACGACUCCAGCGAUGACGAGCGGCAUUUCAAAAGGAGACCUUCCCGGUAUGAACCACCACCGCCGCCUCCUGACGAAUGGGAAGAGGAAGCCCGGCCUUCUCGAAGCUCGAGGGAGCGAGAACGAGAACGAGAUCGAGAUCGCGGGAGAGACCAUGAACGCGAACGAGGGUACAGUAGCAAACACAGGUAGGGAGAAAGAAAGGCCAAGUUUUGGUGGUCCAUAGCCAUCUCUCUCGCGCUUUCUCUUCCACGGAUGCCCCCAAGGAGGUGGGGUCGGGGCUCUCGGAGAGG